Messenger RNA from Talaromyces amestolkiae, 1665 nucleotides. RefSeq lists its product as uncharacterized. The coding region runs from base 1 to 1665 and encodes 554 amino acids. Lineage: Eukaryota; Fungi; Ascomycota; Eurotiomycetes; Eurotiales; Trichocomaceae. The transcript has a single exon. The record is from RefSeq and is a predicted model, not a curated record.
AUGCCAUCUCUGCCAAUGCGAAACUCUCGUCUCAAGGUUGACAUUGCCCUAAAUGGGCAGGUCAAGGGCCUUGUCCCGUCGUAUACUACAUUCGACAAAAUCGAGGGCGAGGUCCAUAUUCAAGCAGAACGAGAUACGGCAUUCGAUCAUGUCCAGAUUACUUUCGAAGGUUGGUCGCCAACACACCCUGAGAUGGACUCAAAGCUAAUCAAGGCAGGUAUAUCCAAAACAAUCAUUCAACGACAAUCCCCCGUCGCACAUAUAACAAACGACCUCAACGCCUUUCACCCUUUCCUCAGAUUGAGACAGCCUGUUGACCCAAACACAUACCCGGAAUCGCGCGAAUUCAAGCCUCUGGAGACAUACAUCUUCCCCUUCACUUUCGUCGUCCCCGAGCACCUACUGCUCCAUGCCUGUAGCCAUUUCACAACCAAUCCCCAUUUAAAAGCAGUGCAUACACAAUUACCUCCAACACUAGGUGACGCAAUGCUCUCCGACGACGGCAAAACAAUGAUCAACGAUAUGGCACCAAUGAUGAGUGAAAUCUCCUAUAAACUCAAAGUCGCCGUUAUGACCAAGAAUCCGCCCGCAAGCCCCAAGCCGUUUUAUGCGAUUACUUCAGUCGCGAAGAAAGUGCGCAUUAUCCCCGCGACAACGGAGCAGCCGCCGCUGGAAGUUGGGUGUUACAGUACAGAUGGAUACCGAGUUCGACGGGAGAAGCAUGUCCGGAAGGCGUUACUGGGUGGGAAGACGGGUCGAUUGGUGGUUUCUGCGGCACAACCGAAGCCCUUGCAAUUAUCUGCGCCGGGCAGCACGGGCUUCAAAGCGCCCGUUAGUAGUCAUGUCAAGCUUCAUGUGAGAUUUGAUCCGGAGACGGAAAAUGAGCAGCCGCCACGACUCAAGUCGACGUCAAGUAAGCUGAAAGUGUCAACUUUCUAUGCAACGCAGCCGUGGUCGGACUUUCCGUCCCAGGCGGUUGCCGAAGCGUAUAAUCAUACAACACACGGUGUAUAUUCCGAGACGAUCAAUUUGUCCUCACUAUGCGUGGCAUCGGCGCAGUGGAAGAAGCACGACGGUACAGAAUUGGAUGACUCACGACGGAGUUCGCUGGUAUCAGAGUCGUCAUCCUCGCUGGCAGAGAGCCUGAUCCAUCAUCCAUCGGCAUCAUCUUCCUACUCCGGCAAGACAUUCUACACCGCAUCUAUACUUGUUCCCGUUAACCUGACCGCAAACCGAGCUUUCGUGCCCACGUUCCACUCCUGUCUCGUCUCACGAGUGUACACACUUGAUCUGUCCCUAUCAUAUCAACCAGCCAGCACAAAGUUGCUCCUCGCACCGAGUAUAUCUCUUCAUAUUCCCAUCCAAAUCACCUCCGCACCUGGCAACGGCCUCGCCGCUCUUGAAGACAUGUCAGAUCUCCUACUCCCCGAAACUCAGAUCGAGGAAGAAUUCUACCGCCCGCGAAACGUCGCGCCGCCGACCGAAGAGGAUUAUCAAGAUCACUACACACAGCGCUCGUCGAGUGACUCAUUCCAAGAUGCGCAGUCGCAUACCGGCAGUAGUGAUUAUGCGCCUCCGGAGUACUCGACAGUCACGCAGUCGGGGGCUGGGGUGCGGACGUCGAACCCGUUGUCGCCGGGUUGGAUGCUUGAUAGUCUUCAAUGA